This is a messenger RNA of Cryptomeria japonica (Japanese cedar), 1272 nucleotides long. RefSeq lists its product as uncharacterized. The transcript has 6 exons. Gene Ontology annotation, molecular function: DNA-binding transcription factor activity. The coding region runs from base 1 to 1272 and encodes 423 amino acids. Lineage: Eukaryota; Viridiplantae; Streptophyta; Pinopsida; Cupressales; Cupressaceae. The record is from RefSeq and is a predicted model, not a curated record.
AUGCAGGACGAAAACCUCAUAGUUAACGUUCCUGAAUUUCAGAAUGGUGAUAAAUUCCAAAUACUUAAUGAAGGACGGCCUGAUAAUAAAACUCUGGGCUUGUCAGUCUCUCAAGGAGUCCCAGCCCAAGAUGUGAAUAUAUACCAAUCAGGAGACCAAACAGAAAAUUGUUUAACAUAUGAAACUUCUGAAUAUCUUUCACAGCUCCCAAAUACUGAGCAAUGCAGUGCUUUAGAUGAUGAUUUCCUCAAUCAACCUCUACCUCCACUUGACAAAUCCAUUGUCGACUCUCUACGUAAAUUCGAAUCCGAGACCAGGAAUUCUGAAUCUGAUGCACAGAUGACAGAUAAUGAAAACUGUAUCAUUGAUUUGCCAGAUGGGUCUGGUGCUAUAAUUCCUCGCCAGGAUUCUUUAGGGUUACUGUUUCGCGAGCCUGCGGGACUGAAAGAAGUGGAUGAGCUUGCAAGGGCUAGUAUGGAACAGAUUGAACCCAAUUGUAUUGAGUGGAAUGCACCCAUAUUCUCUGCUAAUCUCAUGGACUGGGGAAUUUCUCAACAGAACCCAAAAGCACCCAAUCCUUUGUGUCAAUCUUGUCAACUUAUGCGGCGUAUCAUCCACUCAAAUGGGACUCAAGAGUCGAGGCUAGAGAUUCAUGGACUCAAUGGGCAGCCCUAUCAUGCUAUUUCAGAAUGUCGAUUUGUUGAUGAUGAGAAAGGAUCUAGCUUGGAUUGUGAGGAUAACAGGUUUGAAAGACCAGAAGAUGUAGAACAGUUUAUAGCACUGUAUAAUGAUGUGCGCAGGUCGGAAAAAACUAUUUUGCGCUAUGACAGUUUCGUAAUGAAUGCCAUUACUGCAGCGCCUGAAUCUUGGCGGCCUGCAUCAGACUUAAAUCCAUCAGUAGUUCAAAACAAUUCUGUUAAAAAAGCUGGCAAUUCAAGUCACCUUCCAAAGAGCAAUUACUCUGCUCAGAGAAAGAGAAUCGGUAAGCUCCAAAUGUCUGAAAUAGAAAAAUACUUCCACUUGCCAAUAGAAGAGGCAGCCGAACGACUUCAAAUAUCCCUUACUGCUCUGAAAAACAUAUGUCGUCGAAAUGAAUUGGCUCGUUGGCCUUAUCGAAAGAUUAGCAGCAAUACCAAAUCUAUAGAGUUGUUGAACUUACAAUUGGUUGGUGAAAAUGGUGUGAUAAAUGAAAGGAUAAAAAGUCGGAUUGAAUCUCUGACGACUGAGAUAGAAAUGUUUUAUGAACAUUUCAAUGGGCAAAAUAAACGAUAG